CUACGACGAAGUAGUUUCUGUUAUUAAGUUGUUUACUUUACUUUUAUAACAACUAUUUUGUUAUUCACUGUUCCUAUUUAUUCAAUUCAUACAGUUCACUAAUUGAUCGAAGAAACUUCAUUUUUAUCAACAACUGUAUAAACUUAUUCAGUCAUCAUGUCUCGGUUUAAUUAUGGCAAUAAUCCUCAAUAUCCUCCACCACAAAAUCCAAUUUACCCACAAAUAUAUAACCCUACCAAUGCUCCUGCUCCAGUUCCGGGGCAUCCAGGGAAUCCACACUAUGGAUAUCCAGCACCCGGUCAACCUUAUCCAAAUGAGCGAGGGUUUGCAUAUCCAUAUCAGCCUGUGCCAAUCCAACCCACUAGUGUGCCAGCUGCAAUGUCAUAUCCUAACGUAAUGCCAACUGCACCACAAUAUCCAGGACAACCAAUAGUGACACCAACACAGUCUUAUGUUGGUGGAGGAUCUCCAGUGGAAUGGAUCCCAACUACACCUAGAGAUGCUGCCUCAUUGAGCAAUAAAGCAAUCAUUGGUGGAUAUGAAGGUUAUGACGGCAGCCCUCUGUGGGUGAUUAGAGCGAGAUACGAAGGAGAUUUGAUCCCGGGAAAACUGGCCGUAAAACACCAUGCCGCAUAUGUUCCUUGGGGUGGAAACGAAAAUGCUGUUCAGAAUAUUGAGGUAUGCUGUGCUCCGCCAGAGAGGGUUCGCUGGGUUGAGUGUCGUGACGGUGUUAUUCCGCCAAACGCUGUUGUAGGGGGAAACACUUCAUCUGGUGAACCAUUGUACGUUGGAAGAGCUAAAGAACAGGGUUCAUUGACUCCUGGAAAGGUACAUCCAAGCCACAAGGGAAUGUACAUAUCGUUUGCGGGCAAAGAAAUUGCUCACAAAAUGUAUGAAAUACUUUGUCAUGCUUAGAAUAUUACAAUGAGUUUCAAA
Messenger RNA from Papilio machaon (common yellow swallowtail), 936 nucleotides. RefSeq lists its product as uncharacterized. The record is from RefSeq and is a predicted model, not a curated record. The transcript is spliced from 5 exons. The coding region runs from base 157 to 915 and encodes 252 amino acids. NCBI's taxonomy places the organism in Eukaryota, Metazoa, Arthropoda, Insecta, Lepidoptera, Papilionidae.